GCAUGCGCAAACAGGUGGUCGUCUUAACAACAGACUACAAAAAUUUAAUGAAGAUAAUUUUCAUAAAAAACACAGUUUUGCAACAUUUGUUAUUCUUCCAGAAUUUUCUGUCUGUUUGUUGACGAGUGAAAUCUAAUGACAAACCGCUUAGAGUAGUUAGUAUGGCUUCAAACGCAUCAUCUUCAGACUACGACUCUGACGCAACCUCCGAUCAAGACAGCGUCCGAGACGAUGACAGCGAUAACCAGUCAUCGACAUCAAAUUAUUCAAGUGGUGAUGACUAUGACAAUGACGAUAAUGAUGAUAAUGAUGACACUUUAAAGGGAACCAAUCAGGAUGAAAGCGCAUCUGAUGAAACUGACAACAGUGAACAGGAAAAGAAUGAUUUAAUGACGGACAUGGAAAAUAUUGUCUGGUGUGGCGCUGGAAAGAAGACGCCGGUGGUUCUAUUCCGAGCCGAGUGUCUCCUCACCAAGGUCAAGAAACUCUAUGCCACAGGAGAGAAGUUCCACCUGGCAUACAAGAUGGUAAAAACUGAAUGUAAAGUCAUUAGGCAAAUUUUACAUAAGCAUGGCUUCCAUGAGGUCCAUCCUAAUAGUUCAGACUUCAAUUUGAUGUGGAUCGGGUCGCAUGUGAAGCCAUACACGCUGAGAAGUUUAACAGAGUUUCAAAAGAUCAACCACUUUCCGAGAUCAUACGAAAUAACUCGUAAAGAUCGUUUAUAUAAGAACUUUCAGCGUAUGCAGCAUUCUAAGGGUACUAAGCACUUUGACUUCUUGCCCCAGACAUUCAUCACGCCAUCUGAAUUUGAUGACUUUACAGUUGCCCACAAUAAAGACAAAGGGACCUGGAUAGUGAAGCCAGUUGCAUCCUCCCGAGGGAGGGGUAUAUUUUUAUUGAAUCAUCCUCAGCAUCUACCUCUUGAUGAAAACCUUGUGGUAUCCAGAUAUCUAAAGAACCCUCUUCUUAUUGAUGGUUUCAAAUUUGAUCUUCGUCUGUAUGUAGCAAUAACGUCCUAUGAUCCUCUUCGUCUAUACUUGUAUGAAGAGGGUUUAGCCAGAUUUGCAACCGUCCAGUACGAACAUAAUAAUAAGACCAUCCGUAACACAAUGAUGCAUCUCACAAAUUAUAGCGUCAAUAAGAAGAGUAAUGAUUAUGUUAAGUGCAAUGAUCCUGAUAUUGAAGACUAUGGCAAUAAGUGGAGUCUGGGGGCGCUUUUCCGCUACCUAAAGAAACAAGGCCGAGAUGUGAGAGGCUUAUUAGCAAAGAUAGAAGAAGUGAUAGCGAAGUGUAUUAUAUGUGCUGAACUUCCAGUUGCAACAGCUUGUAAGAUGUUCAUGCCAUACAGGGGGAAUUGUUUUGAGCUGCAUGGAUUUGAUAUUCUGGUUGAUGAAAACCUCAAGCCAUGGAUCUUAGAGGUUAACUUAUCUCCUUCACUCGCAUGUGAUGCACCUUUGGAUCUGAAGAUCAAGUCAAACCUGAUGUCCGAUCUGUUCUCUCUGACAGGUUUUAUGGCCCAUGACCCUAUGACGAGGAAGAUCCAACAAAGUAAACGAAACCAGGAACUAGCAGCUAGCAGUGUGCUUAAACAACAGAAGAUGCGAGUUGGCGCUGAGCUGAGGAAACAGCGUCCCCAAUCAGCCGGAAACAUGAGUGCUAAAAAUUUAAAUCAGGGUAAAAGACUAAACGCAGGUGCCAAAGGUAAAGAACAAGCGCUUACUGCUGAGGAACGAAGAAUCGUACUUGAGAGUAAAGAAGAAUACACCAGACGUGGGGGAUGGAUGAGGGUAUUCCCUACGGCUACAUCAUAUGACAAAUAUGGAUUUCUACUUGAAUCUAGGACUACGAACAAUGAGUUGUUACAUCGUAAGCUGUAUGCAGAAAGUCUGCCUAGUGACACUGAUUCGCACAGAGCACGCUCAACACUGGGCCAUGGUGCCGGAGCUGCAACCAUGGCAAAGUCAAAAAAAACAUCUCAACAAUUGCUUCAAGAAAUGGCUCAACGUGAACUUGAUGAACACUUAGCCCAAAUCCUUCGCAAACUUAAACCUGGUGAUAACUCUGAGGAUCGAAGAAAAAUCCGACUGAAGAUCCGUAAGAAGUAUGCAUCCGGUACAUCAACUCCGCCCACAAGCCUGCAAGAAAAUAAACGAGAAGCUUCAUCAUCAGCUGCUUCCAAUAGCCCGUCCAAGGCAACUGCAACCACCCCAUUUACUAGGGAAACACUUAGCCAAGGCCGGCUACAGAUAUCCAACAAUAAGCCUUCUGAAGAACCAGGCACACAUAAGGGACAGUUAAAGCAAGGCAGAAGCAACAGCCAAAGCAGUGCUUCUAACAUCAGUCAGGGCAGUGUAUCUAGCAUCAGUCAGGCCUCUACACAGUCUCAGAGUACCAAGCAUAAUAACAUUACGUAUUCCAGCCAGGCCACAUCGCAGAGCUCUAAACAAGGCACCGACAGUAAUCAGGGUAGCAGUCAUUAUCAACGUCUUGCGGACCCAGGUGGUGGAAAACCUCCUGUUGUCCGGGUGCAGAAUCCAGAACCUACUCAAAAUGAGAACCAACCAAUGAGGAAAGAGCCUCAUCGACCAACCAAGAAAGACAUCAGAGAGUCUGUUAACAUACCGGAGCUGGUAAAGAUGGGAGGUGAUUUGAGUAAGUUACAGGCCAGACAAGCCUUUGCCACGUACCUGACUAGAGUGCAACAGAGGUUGCAGCGGGAAACAAGCAGGCCGCCAGAACGCUUUGACAGCUCAUCGCAAAAUGACGAUCAAAUGGACUUGGUGCUGCGGUUCUUAAAACGUGCGGCAGGAAAUCUAAAGGAGCCAUUUAAAGUCAUUGUUCCGAGCCGAAAGUUACAGAUUCACGAUCGAAGGAGGAUUCUUUCAAAACAGCUUGGAGAUUUCGUUCAAAUAUACAGCAAGGAGACAGAUCAGUUAUCUGCGCGUCUCAAGACUGAGCGUUUCCUACAAGCAAAUGGACAGAAGCAAAACGAAUCUGUACCCGAUGGCCGGUUUUCAACUUUCGUCACAGUUGCAUGUGAGAAUGAACUGGAAGAACUACUUACCACUUACACGAAGCAAAACAAAUCUGCCAGUAUCUUCCUCGGAACAAACAGCAAAGCUAACCCUGAUGUGACAUCACAUUCCAGUGGAUCUCAUGGCGGUGGCCAUCUUUUGCAACGCAGAGGAAGCACCAGCGACAUCUCCAAGAAGUCAAACUAUGACAAUGAUAUGAGUUCGGGUGAUGCUAGUAGCGGUACGAAACGUCCACAAACCACUCCAAGUAACCAGUCCCGUGCCUCGUCGUCCUACCAAAGUGCCGUUCCAUUGUACAGUACUAAAAUAACUCGGCAAAGACCGUAUUCAGCCAAGACCAAUCAUUUUGAUCAAGGGGAACACCAGAGCCAACUUAGGCCCAGCAGUGCUGUUCUGUAUCGUGAUGCAUCGGGUGGUCAGAUAGCUGCUCGACACUUCUCGGAAGGCAGUGAACAAGCAAUACAGGAGGCUCUGCAACGUUUGGCAAAACGCCAAGCAGCACGCCAGUAUUCAUCUGCCAAUACUCAAAGCUUGUUAACACAACAGUACUCCGGGGCAAGUAUCGGUCCAAUGGCAGCCGACCACAGUAUCAACCCAUCAGCAAUGUCCAAGACCGCGAGCAUUCCAGUGAAGGCAGGAAGCGGCCUAAGCCGCAGUUUCAAUCGGGGAUACCCAAGCGAUUCUAUGAAAAGUCAUAGUGUUACAACUAUGAAGGAGAACCCUAAACGAGCUCACAAUCUCAGAAAAAGUAGCUCAUAUGAGCAUAUCUCAUCCGCUGCAUCUUCAAAUGAUCAACCGUCUAACAAUGAGAACUUAAAUAGGACUUCUUCUACCGUGGCACUACAUAAAGAACAUAAACCCGCAGAUGCAAAAUAUAAUAACUUUGUUGCAGACGAAAGAACCAGUUGGCAGAAUGACAUUGCUGCAGCGUAUAACACAGUGACAGGAGUACGUGCACAAACAAACUACCAACCAUCCACCGGUAGCCAGCAGUUUCAAUAUGCGGUGCAGAGACACCAUGAGAGACGGCCACCGGGUGGCUUGACGCUGCAACAAAAACAACAGAUUUCACAUGAUAUGCUGCAACAGAGUAAAGCAAAGCAUCAAGAGAAGAUUGCCCAAGCUCACUCUAACGUUUCUGCCUUAAGAGAUGCUCUUCACCGCAGUUCAGUGGCUCAAGGUCACAAGCCGAAACCCCCUCCUCAAUCAGCUGGCAGCCGGAAACCCAUCAGCACCCAAAGAAUGGCAAGGACGAGUCAAUUAGAAGAUGGACAGGGUUCACAUUUUUACUCAACAAUGAAGUAUAGUAAUAUGACAGGUCUAACAAAAGCUGCUUACACCAGCUACCAUCCAGGUCUACAAGCAAGCGUCACAAGACAUUGAGACAGUACAGGUCGUUGAAAAGAAGGAUGACCUUUGACCUCAGUCACCUGCAAUUGACAAUCAUUGCCACAGCCUUACUCAACCAGACCGUCUUCCUCAACACUGUGUUGCUGUCAUUCGUACUAAAGCAUAAUGUAAAUAUAUGGAGAUAUGCAUUGCAAUGAAACAGAGGCUUAUUUUACGCUUUUUUAUGCUUUUUACCUGCCCGUCAUUUUUAUGUCUUACUUUUUAUGAAGUCUUUAUAUCAUACAUACAGAUUUAUUACUCCUGACAAUAUAAGUCUUAAUAUAUGCAUUUGCGUGCAUGUCAUAAUUCUUAUGUUUUUAAAGCACAUACAUGUAUAAUUUAUAAACAUGUUUUUAUAAGUAUGUUUGCUUAACUCUUUCAUGAUUUUUUCUAUAUGUUUUCUAACUGUACAGAUCCUAAGGUCUACCAUUGAAAGUCUUUCAUGCUUUAUCUGUAUAUAGGCCUAUUAUAUAAACUUGCAAAUACUGAACGUAAUAAGGUUGUAAGGAAGUAAUGGUUUUUUUUAUACACACGUUUGUGUAUAAAUUACCAUUUUAUUGGUAUUGCUUGUACUUAUGAUUGUGGUAUAGGAAUUGGUAUAUUUUGUUUUAAGCUUAGUCUAAACUGUUAAAUGUUCUUUGACAAAUUUGGGUACCUUUAAUUAUAUGGGCAUGAUGAUGUGAUUACACCCAAAUAUGGGCAUGUCACAUUUAUUUGUCGCAUAGAAUUUGUUGACAGAACUUUAGUAUUAUGAGCACUAAAGCCCUGUUCAGACUAUCAAAUUUUGUUUGAUAAAAACAUGUGACAUGCCUAAAUAUGGUCAUGCUGACAUCACAUCAUGACCAUAUAUAGGCACAUUACUAUAUAUGGGCACAUCAUGACCAUAUAUAGGCACAUCAUGACCAUAUAUAGGCACAUCAUGACUAUAUAUGGGCGUACACCAGUUUUUUGUCAAAGAAAACUUUAGUGUGGACAGAGCUUUAAGCUUUGGUUAUGUGUGAUUAAUCUUUUGAUUUCAGUUGAUUAUUCCUGUCAAGAUUAAAGAGAGGGAUAAGUAAUUAUUCUUGUAAAGAUAAAGGAAGGAGCCAGUGGUUUUAUGAUUGAAGUGUUUAUCAUUUACAUAUCUGCUGGUGAUUCUAAGGUGAAUCUCAUAUGUUGUGAUUGCCUUCUGCUCCCUUUUCUAUUUUCAACUAUAUAAUCAACACCACAACCACUUGAGAAUAUCAACAGGUGACUUGACCUACAUUUAUCAAUCCGCAUCCUGAAUACACCUGUAAAUGAAAUCACCUGGUGUCUACUUUAUACCCGUCAUUGCUCGUUAUUUAUUAUUGGACCUACCAUAAACCGAAACGGUUUCCUUAGUGACAGACCUCACCUACACCUGAACAGACAAUCCUCCAAAAAAUACUGUCAAUUCCUUCAGACUGCAACCGAAUAAUAUAUUUUUGAUGUUUUUUCAAUUGGAAAUUAAAUGUCGCUAAUUCUAUAGAUCAAAUCCUACAUUGAAAGCCUUAUAGCUUUUUAUGAAGGAUAUUUUUCAAGUUUUAUAGACAUUCAGUUUAGGGGAAAAGAUUGCUGACAUUCAUGAAUUUAUUCGAAAAUUUAAUCAUAAAUCAAUGCUUAAACAUGAAUGCUCAUGGGAAUUUUCAUCUUGCUUAACACAUUUUUUGUAUUGUUGGAAUAAUACAACAGUGUAAACAACAAUUUCAACAAUUUUGAUGUUUUUUUUUUAAAAAUGCAUUCCAUAACUAAAGUAAUUCAGUUUAAAAUUCUCAUUUGUUUUUUAAACUUUAUGAAUAUGCUAAUUAGCUAUUUGAAUAAUUAUGCAGCUCAAAAUUUUUAGUUGCUUUUUAUCUAUGCAAACUAUCUAUUUUGCUAUUCUUGUGUUUCUCAGUAAUCUAUUGUGUACAGAAUUUAGGUGUCAUGUAUUGUUUAUUAUUAUUGUAUUAUUAUUGUGUUAUUGUUUAAGAUCUAUUCAAUUUUACUUUGAGAAUUCUUGCAUUCCAGUUUAUUUUAUAUUAUUAUUCUUUUUAUUAAUUUUAUUUUUUCAUUAGUGUUUUAUAAAUAUUAUUUUAUUGUUAGCAUAUAAUUAUUAAUUAUAGUUUUUAUUAUUUUACAAGUAUCCUUUUUUUUCAACAAAUGUCCACAGAAAUUGAAUGAUUGGUAGCUAAAUAGUUAGGCCCAAUAAACAUUUCUUUAAAUCAAACAGCUAAGAAUAUGUAACUUUAACUCGUUAGGAAGCAUUGCUUUUAGUAGCUUCUGAAUCUUUCACUGCAUACUCACCAAUCGUUUUAUUUACUUAUCCAAAAAUACAUCCCUCUUCAGUUAAACUACUUAACCACGCACUCGUGUUUCCUCGGUGAUAAGGCUACGAGCCUGUUAUGUAAUACAAGGAAAGCCUUUUCAACACCAAGCACACCAAGCCUCGCUGCGUGUUUCAGUGUUUGUUGCAGAGUUUCUCUUACAGUUGCUUGCGAGCAAUCUUAAGGACAGAGAGGAAGUGUUUGACCUUCUGUACUUAGGCGAGGAAACUCAAAUAAGGUUCCCCACAGGACCACUAGCGAUGACUCAUCUACUUAAAGAGCUUAUAACUUGGUAUCUUACGCUGUAAAAUGUAACAAAUUCACAUUUUAAAUUAAUUUUUUAAAAAAUAAUUAGUGGAAACCAUGUUCUUUUUAAUCAUCCGAUCCUUUGUAUUUUUUUUUGUAGCUUUGUGCAAUACAAAUAUCUUUCAUUAUUAACUUCUGACUAAAUUUCUCAGUUUAACUUGUAUUAAAUUUAUUGUUAUUCAAAAUGUUGUUUGAUUUUUAUAAUUUGUUUGAUUUUUUAUGUUUAUAAUUUCAUCCCUUCAAAGUUUACUUGAGCUAUGUAAAUAGCCGUGCCUUAUGCAUUUGCGCCAGCAUAAACACAUAUUUGGAUAUACAAAGCCCAUCCCAUCGUUUGAUGUCUACAGGCAGCAAUGCAUCACACGAAAAAAACUUGUGUCCAAUAAAUCAUUGACUACUUGGCAUAUUUAGAAUAGAACUUUUUAUCGUUGUCCUAUUGCUAACAGUCUUUUAAAUACAGGCCUAUCAUUGAAGUAAUUGGUUUUAAAUUUAUAUUUUCUCUGUUGUACUGUUAGUGAAUGUUGUUAUUUUAAAUAUUAAUUAUUGUUUUGGAGAAAAACAGUUCAUUAAGCAUUCAUGCAUUUUAGAAUCAGAAGUAUAUUUGUUAUAAAUUUUAUUAUUUUUAAUGGUAAUGGCGAUAUGCUUACUAUUAUUAUUAUUAUUAUUAUUAUUAUUAUUAUUACUAUUUUGACUAUUAUUAUUAUUAUAUUUAGUAUUUUUGUUUACUGUGAUAGUAUAUUUUGUUUAUGAAUUAAUUACUUUUGUAGGUGUCUGUACAUUGUAAAUUCUAUUACAUUGUUUUUACCAUUAAUUAUAACCAAAACGUAUUGUUUUUAAAAGUUAUAUUUAUUAUAACUAAAAAGUCUUGUUAUUGUAUGAUUAUUAUUAUUAAUGAUAAUUAUACAAAUUAUGUUUACAUUUACAUAGGUUGUCUUUCAGUUCCACCAAGACAGAAGUGACUUACAAGUACUGUAACUCCCAAAGCAAUAAACCCUUGUAUGUUGUAUGUGUGCUUUAGAAGUUAUGGUCACCCUCAAUAAAAUUUAUACAAAAUAAAUUUUGCAAUUAUUUUAUUAUAUUUUAUUUUUAAUAUUGUACUAAUAAAAUGUAUAUAGUAAGUCUUUGGUUAUAUUGAUAUUGUAACGAAUUGUAUUUACAGUGUUAUUAGCCCAUGGUUCUAAGUGCUUUUUUUUUUAUCAUGAAAUGUGUUUUCUGGCCUUGAUUGAUUGAUUGAUAUCAAAAUAAGUUUUAUAAACAGUUUUCAGAAGUUAUAUAAUCAAGGAUGUUUAACAUUUAUAUAAUUACUAAGCAUUUACUGUAUAUGCAUUUCUAAUAUUCAAGUGAUGUAAACUGUUUGUACAUUGUUUUUUUUUUCUAUUCACUAUUAUAUUAUGUCUAUUAUUAUUACCUGUAUUACUAAUAUUUUUUAUAAUUAUUAUGGAACCCCCAUGACAUUUGGAUAGUGGACCUUAUUGAAUUUGAGUGUAAAGGGUUUCUUUACUUAAAAUGCCAUGGUUUAAUCUACGUUCAGGAUGUUGCCUCAGUUCAUUAAAGUACAUCUCUUCACAGUCGUUUAUCUGCUGCACCAAGAACAGAACAGAAACCUCGUCAGAUAUACAAAGUACUUUCUUUAUAAUAUAAUAUUGUACACUUUUGGACGAUGUGUGUAAAAAGUUGAACAAAAUAUUUAAAAAGUUUUGUCUGUAAAAAUAUUUAACAUUUGUGAUUUUACUGUUCAGUACAUGGUAUAAACGAAAUAAAUGCAGCAGAAUUUCA
Molecule: messenger RNA, 8806 nt
Organism: Anneissia japonica
Lineage: Eukaryota; Metazoa; Echinodermata; Crinoidea; Comatulida; Comatulidae
Product: tubulin polyglutamylase TTLL5-like
Exons: 33
Coding region: 162-4418 (1418 amino acids)
Biological process (GO): microtubule cytoskeleton organization; protein polyglutamylation
Cellular component (GO): cilium
Molecular function (GO): tubulin-glutamic acid ligase activity; tubulin binding
Source: RefSeq, a predicted model, not a curated record